Molecule: messenger RNA, 1275 nt
Organism: Aspergillus caelatus
Lineage: Eukaryota; Fungi; Ascomycota; Eurotiomycetes; Eurotiales; Aspergillaceae
Exons: 2
Coding region: 1-1275 (424 amino acids)
Source: RefSeq, a predicted model, not a curated record
AUGGAAGGAGCAUUUGGACAAUAUAUUUCAUCACCACUCUUCACCUUCAGCGUUGGCCCUAACAGAAAGGACUUGAUUGUGCAUUCUGGCCCCCUGGCAGACCUUUCACCGACUUUGCACACCCUCAUGAAUGGUGAAAUGAUUGAGGCGAAAGUCCGACGUGUCGAAUGGCCUGACGUUGACGAAGACACCUUUGUUCGAUUCACCGAAUACGCUUACCUUCGAGACUAUACACCACCAUCGUGCUCAUACAGGCUCUCAAACAUACUCGACAACACUACAGAAAAUCCACAAGACACCUGUGGCUGGGCCAGUCCAGGCAGUCACCCCAAGAGCAAGAAGGACAAGAAGAAGAACAACAACAACUGCCUUGAGCUUUUUAAUGGAAGCAAUGGAAGUUACCCCCAACACAGAGAGGAUUCACUAAAAGAUGCUAGUCAAAUUGGUAAUUAUCAAGGUGGUGGGCAGGCGCUAGUUGAAGUACCACCACCUGAAGACCUGUCAAUUGAAGAACCACUAUCUCAAGAACCGCAAAUUGAAGUACCGCCAUCUCCAGACACGCCAAUUGAAGAACCGCUAUCUCCAGACACACCAAUUGAAGUACAGCUACCUCAAGAACCGCCAAUUGAAGACCAGCCAAUUGAGCAGCUGUCACAGGACCACCCGCCACCGCAUAGUAAUACCGGUGGUAGCCAUCGGUGUGGUUUUCAAGGUUGUUGUAUGUCUGGGAAUCAACAGCAAGGUGGUGGGCAAAGCCCUGGUCCACGAGAUCCUGUUAUGGCGCCUGCCCUUGGUGGGCACGAAUUGCCGUAUCGAGAGAAAAGUAUAUGGAGCCGACAUCUUCGUGGAAAGUUUUCGACUGUCAAUUUCAGCCUGUAUGCCCAUGAAAUGGCGUCAAAAAAGACAUUCACUCCGAGGGGAAACACCGAGUUAAAUGAGGAUUUCACCCCUGUCUUCUUAGGACAUGCAAGUUUAUAUGUCCUGGCCGAUAAAUAUGGUAUUGAGUCACUCUCUCAACUGGUACUCGAUAAACUGAAGCAAACUUUGAAGGGAUUCAAGUUGUCUGCGGCCAAUGUUCCAGAUAUUAUUGAGCUGGUUCGGUUCACAUACGCUCACACACCCCGUCUUGUUACUGGUCGGAAUGAAUUGAGGACACUGGUGACAAUGUUUAUCAUCUCCUCUAUCGGCCAGAUUGGUGAAACUGAGUCGUUUCAAGAGCUUUUAGGGGAAGGGGGUGAUUUUGUUGUUGACUUCUGGCAGAUAGUCUGGGCUUGA